Messenger RNA from [Candida] anglica, 1008 nucleotides. The record is from the annotation of a GenBank genome assembly. Lineage: Eukaryota; Fungi; Ascomycota; Pichiomycetes; Serinales; Debaryomycetaceae.
AUGUUGAGAAGCACUAGAUUAUUUUCCCGUAGUAGAAAUCUACUGGAAAAAGUGUAUGCAAUCACCUGUCCGGGACAGGGUAUUAUAAAAUCUGGUCUCUUGGCACCAUUUUCUCAGUAUCGAUGUCAUUUCGAUGAUAUCCUACAAAGCACAGAUGAAGCUUUGAAGGAGAAUUUCUCCAAACAUCUCUUUAAUGAAGAUGAGGAGUUUGCAAAGCAAUGGCUUUCCAGAACAUCUAAUGCACAACCAGCUAUAUUAAUCACUACUUAUAUUCUACAUACGAUUUUGAAGAAAGAAUUCAAUGUUGAUUUAAUGAGAAAUCCAAAUGUAAAAUAUGUUAUGGGUCAUUCUUUAGGUGAAUAUACCGCACUUUGUCUUUCGGAUGCGAUUGAUUUGGAAACAUCUGUGAAGCUAGUUCGUCGAAGAGGAACUCUUAUGGAGGAUUUGAUAAAAGAAAAACCGAACCCUUACGAGAUGAUGGCUGUGUUAUUCAAACCAUCUUCAUUUUCACAAUUAUUGAAAUUAUUAGCUGAAGAGAAUAUUUUAGCUAAUAUUAAUUCAUAUCAGCAACUUGUAAUAUCUGGUCAUCGUCUGAAGCUAGUCGAAGUGGUUGAAAGAAUUAAUUCAUUAGAGAAGAAAAAAAUAAUUUUAAAGACUGUAAAAUUACCAGUUACUAUUCCAUUUCAUAGUGAUGUAUUGGGCGAGAUCGAACCUGAAUUAAUGGAGUUUGCACCAAAGUCAAACAAACCUUUAUUCAAGCCUAUAAUAAGCAACUUGACAGGAGAACCGGUUUAUGAUUCAUCCAGUGCCUUCACCAAUACGAUUUUGGCCAACUCCCGCCCCGUGCAGUGGGUUGCAUCAAUGGAGAAAUGCAUAUCAACAGAUAUUACUAAUUUCAUAAAUGUUGGACCAGGUACAGUAUUACAAGACAUUAAUUCAAAAUUCAAAGUUCAAAAUAAUAGCAUGGACUCUUUGAAGUCAAUGGAGGAAAUUUCAAAGCUUAUAUAA